GCUCUCUUCUCCUCACCUCUACAGUCGUUCUAAUACUCCCGUCGCGUCGCAUAAUAUUCCUACUCUCGCCCUCCUUUGUCUCCCCUCAGACCGUAAUCUUUGCAACCAACAGCCUCUCCCUUCGAUCGCCCUCGUCUUCCAUCCCAAAAUGACCAAUUUUGGCCUGCCCUACUUCCUCGAGGACACCACAGGAAAGCUCACCGGCUCAGACUUUGUCGACCUCCACAACCGAAUGCACCUCAGCCUCAAGCAGACCCUCCGCGACGCGCACCAUACGGCCUAUGUCAUCUACGAUCUUUCCUCGCGCUCGGGCGGUCGCGGCGGCCUCCUGGUCCCCCUCGCCAGCCUCGAUUUCGGGCCCCAGAACGCGCUUGGCUCAAUCAAACUCGCAGACGGAGAGCACGUACCGAUGGGCCACUAUCUGAUGAAGAGUGCCUCCAUGAGCAAGUCGCGCAAGUUCAAGGCCGCAGACGGUCAGGAGUACCGCUGGACGCUCCAGCCCGACGGCGAGUGGCAGUGUACCAACGCGAAAAGUAACUACCAUGUUGCGACGUACAGCAUGAAGCCUGCCGGCGAACCGCAAUACUCCAGCUCGUCCGGCUGCAUGCUGACGGUCGAAGAGGCAUACCCACAUCUCGUCGGCGAACUGCUUGCCUCACUAAUCGUCAUGCGCCAUAUUGAGCAGUACAAUCUGUGAUGCUUACGGACUCCCGCCGCUAUACCUCUAGUCCGAGCAAGCCUCGUGUCUCACGCCGGUGCCACUUGUCUCCGUAUCGCUCGACCUCUUAAAGCCAAAACUUCCCGCCGGUUUACGGGUGCUGCUACUCCGAAAUACUCUACGGCUACUCUAUAAUCGACCUAAUAACCUGCUGUUCGCGUCUUACAUAUAUCGCCUCAACUACCAACAACGUUACCAAAACUUGUACGCAUACUGUAUAAUUGCCGUCACCUCCUCCGUAGAUAAUCCGCAACCUCAAUUGUUCACGUACUCAAUCCUGCUCGUCAUCUGCACGCAUACACCUAGUACUUUUACUGCUCUUACAUGUACACAGACCGUCCCAUCGGC
Messenger RNA from Dichomitus squalens LYAD-421 SS1, 1066 nucleotides. RefSeq lists its product as uncharacterized. The coding region runs from base 149 to 697 and encodes 182 amino acids. Lineage: Eukaryota; Fungi; Basidiomycota; Agaricomycetes; Polyporales; Polyporaceae. The transcript has 4 exons. The record is from RefSeq and is a predicted model, not a curated record.